Messenger RNA from Phragmites australis (common reed), 3587 nucleotides. Its product is annotated as transcription factor GTE9-like. Lineage: Eukaryota; Viridiplantae; Streptophyta; Magnoliopsida; Poales; Poaceae. The record is from RefSeq and is a predicted model, not a curated record. The coding region runs from base 456 to 2708 and encodes 750 amino acids. Gene Ontology annotation, molecular function: protein binding. The transcript is spliced from 10 exons.
CAGAGGCUCGCGAGCGACACAACAGCCAGGCUGCGAGGAGAGAGAGAAGCGGAGGAGAGAGAAACCCCUAGUCUCUCUCUCCUCGCGCCCGAGGAAGAGGAGCCCUAGGGUUCGCGCCGCGGGCGGCGGCGCCGGCGCCAGUGCCUGCGGAAGGCCUCGAGAUCUCGCGGCGGCGCCGCAGGCUGGUGUGGUGGUGGUGGUGGUGUGUGUGUGUGGGGGGGGGGGGGGGGGGUGGGAGGGGGGGGUGCUCGGUGAGUUCGCUUGACCCCCUCGCCGCGGAAGCGUCCAAUCGAGCUACUUGGCCCCUCGAUUCGAGGGUUUUGGUGGUUGCCUCCUGCCCCUGCUGACCGCGGAAUAAGCUAGCCUCUCGCUUCGGAGGGCUAGGGUUAGGUUUUGUGGCCAAGGCGGCGCAUUGCGGUCGUGAGGAGGUGGCCCUGCGCGUCUCGGGGUCAGCAAUGAUGGGGAAGACGCACAGGUUCUCGAAGGGGCACCCGCUUGGCUUCGUGCCAGACUAUCGGCAUGGGGUGGAGACAGUGGGGGAGUCAAAGGGGCUCGGGAGCCCGGCACGGAUUGACUCGGGGAGCUCCUGCGCUCCCCCAAAGAGGAAAUGCGUCAGCGUGAAUACGGAGGAGGGGGAAGGGGCUUCGGGAUUCAGUGUGCCCCGGGAGGUCUUCUCGCUGCCGAGGAUGACGGCCGUGGAUAAGAAGGAUCUGGAGAUGAGGCUCCGUAACGAGCUUGUGCAAGUGAGGGCCCUCCAGAAUAGGCUGUUUUCAAGAGGGGCUGCGGUGAGCAUGAAUGGCGGAGUGGAGUCGGCUUCCGGCGGUGAUGUGCACCCCAAGAAAAAGGUCGAGAAGCUCAAGCAAAGCAAUUUGGUGCAGUCCGUUAGGGAAGUGCUGCCAUCAUCGGCCCCACCUGUGGUUAGCUCUACUAACUACACAGCAUUGUUUAAACAAUGUUCCCACCUUCUGAAACGCCUUAUGACCGAUAAAUGGGGAAAACCAUUUCUUGCCCCAGUUGAUGUUGUAAAGUGUGGCAUCCCUGAUUAUUUUGAUGUAAUCAAGCAGCCCAUGGAUUUGGGUACAGUCCAGAAAAAGAUGAAAUCAGGCAUGUACUCUACACCUCGGGAUUUUGCUGCAGAUGUGAGGCUUACUUUUAGCAAUGCUAUGACUUAUAACCCGGUCAAUAAUGAUUUUCAUGUGAUGGCCAAAGCUUUGAGCAAGACCUUUGAAUCUGGAUGGAGGCUAAUUGAAAAGAAGCUACCUCAAUCAGACGAGAAGCUUCCUGUGAGGGAGCCCACAAAAAAGAAUGCAACUAAGAGAGACACCAUUGGGAAAGAAUACCCCACCGAGAUAAAACCCUCAAAGAAAAGUGGGUCUAAGAAAUACAUCUUUCAGAAAGAAGAUUUGGUGGACAAUCCAGUUUUGCAACCAAAGAAGAGGAAAACCUCUCCUUUGGUACAAGAUGCUCCAUUGAUAGAGGCUGCUGUUCCAACUGGAAAGAAAAUGAUGACAAGUGAGCAAAAAUAUGAUUUAAGUGAAAGACUACAAUCAUAUGGUGCAUUGAUUCCAGAUCAUGUAGUUGAGUUCAUAAGGAGUCACGCUGCUCAUGAUUGUGAUGCUGAUGAAGAUGAGUUAGAGCUUGAUAUGGAUGCUCUAGGUGAUGAUACACUAUUUGAAUUACAGAAGCUUCUUGAUGACUAUGAUAGGGUCAAUCAGUCAAGAAACCUUACAAAAGAGGACCCUCAUGAGGUUGAGUCUCGAAGUCAAUAUGAGCUCAUAAAUCCAUCAGUGCAUCAUGAAGGCAAUGAGCUCUUUGAUGAAGACGUUGAUAUUGGGGAGAAUGACCUUCCAGUUUCAACUCUUCCUCCUGUGGUAUUUGAAGUUGAAAGAGCAGACAGAAGCAGCAAGCAUAGCACAUCUAGCAGUUCGAGUAGUGGCUCAGAAUCAUCCUCUAGUGAUUCAGAUUCAAGUAGCUCUUCUGGAAGUGAUUUGGAUUUCAAAGCUCCUCGACAAAAUAAUGGGGUCAAGGAAAAUGUACUACCUGUGGAUCAAGAAAAUGAUUUAUUGAAUACUUCUAAUAUACCAGAGGAAAGUACAGAUCCUAUUCCUGUUUCUGCUGAUAGUGAGGGGGAGAAUGCUAAGCAAGUCUCCCCUGGAAAGCAAAUCCGAGCUGCCCUUCUGAGAAGCCGCUUUGCAGAUACGAUUCUUAAGGCUCGUGAAAAGGCCCUUGACCAGGUUACGAAAAAGGAUCCUGAGAAGCUUCGACGUGAGAGGGAGGAGCUUGAGAAGUUACAAAGAGAAGAGAGAGCUCGGUUGCAAGCUGAGGCUAAAGCUGCAGACAAUGCUCGCAAGAGGGCUGAAGCAGCAGCAGCUGCUGAGGUUGCUGCAGAAGCUAAGCGGCAAAGAGAACUUGAGAGAGAAGCAGCUCGUAAAGCCUUGCAAGAGAUGGAGAAAACUGUAGACAUCAAUGAAGGGAGCCUCUUUUUGAAAGAUCUUGAAAUGCUCGGAAGUGUCACAGGUGAACAGAUACCCAACUCAGUUGGGGUUGGUGAAACGAGUCCAACUCAUAUGCCUGAGGGUUUUGGGUUUCAGCUGGGAGGCAACCCCCUAGAAAAGCUCGGAUUGUAUAUGAAAAAUGAUGAAGAGGAUGAGGAAGGUGAUUUCACAGAUGAACCAGCGAUUGAUGUCGAAGAGGGCGAAAUAGAUUAACUGCCUCUGGACCAUUUUUGAUACUUUAUGGGAGCCCUGUUGGCAUGUUGGCGCUGUCCUGUACACACUUUUAUGAACUGCCCGAGUUUUGGAGCCAAGUGAUUGGUUGGUGAACGAUGUAGCAAGCAUUGAAUGUAUGGGAAAUCCAUGGUGGUGCAUGUGAGGAGUGAUAUGGAGCGUGCUUCUCGUAGAAUGAUUUUGUGGUCAGCCAUGGAGUAAUGACCGUUUCUGUACUUUCCAUAUCCAUUUAGAUUUGGAUGGUAGUGUUUAUUGGAUUAGGGGGGGGGGGGGGGGCGUGGGGGCAUAAGGAGGGAUGGUUCUAGAUUUCUAGGGAUGUGUGAGCCAUUUUUGAGGUUGAGAGGCAUUUUCCUGUUGUGAAUGUAAUAUCGGAACUGUACAAAAGGUAGCCUGAUAUAUGCAAAACAGUGUCUUUUAAGUUAUGCAGCGUCUGUUCUUUGAUACUUAAUCUUUUGCUGAACGUUGGGGUGGUUGGUGGGUACCCCAUUGUACAUGUACUCGUUUUUAUCAGCGUGUAUGUAAGAUCCUACUGGCCGGGAGGUUUGCACUUCUUACAUACUCCAUAUUAUUUUGGCAGAAGUUUCAAGAUCUUUUGCAAAGUGAUGUUAACCAUGUGUUUAAUAGUAGGAGAUUGUUAUGGAUAGUUCUUGAUGUAAUUGUUUCUAUCGGCAUUAGUGUAGAAAGUACUUGGAUAUUUUUGUGUUUAGGUGGUUGUUAAUUAAUCUUGUCCGAUUUUCCCUUGAUUUUACACUUUCAUGGUCUAUCUUGCAAAGCAUUAACACCCGAUUUGGAUAUCGGUGUUGUAAGUGAUUGGAUUGCAAUGUAAUGGUAGAUAAACAUAAUAGAUUCAAAGUUAUUCUU